Messenger RNA from Linum tenue, 2525 nucleotides. Lineage: Eukaryota; Viridiplantae; Streptophyta; Magnoliopsida; Malpighiales; Linaceae. The record is from the annotation of a GenBank genome assembly.
AUGCCGGCAGCCCAAAUCAGAAGCAGAGCAACCCGCAAAAGAACCCUUUCCAUUUUCAUCCCAACAGUUCUGCUGCUAUUUUCAAUUCCUUCUUCUUCUCUAGCUGCCAACACUCUCACCCAAGGCGGUCCAGCAGUCAACUCCUCCGCCACCUUGGUCUCACCAAACGGCCUCUUCACGUUGGGCUUCAGGCGGUCCGCCGCCGGAAGCUACCUCGGGAUCUGGUACAUCAAUGCGACGAGCAGCUUCUUCUGGAUUGCCAACCGCGACUUCCCGAUCCGCGACGAAUCAGGAUCGCUCUCCCUUGACCAAGACGGAACGUUGAAGCUCACCUACUCCGGCGGCGGCGGCGCCGCAGUCAAUCUCUACUCUGACAGCCGACGGAGGAGACUAAUCGCCACGCUCGAUGACACGGGCAAUUUCGCGGUAAGCGAUGUCGAUUCAGGGGAUUCGCUAUGGCAGAGCUUCGACUCCCCAACGAAUGCGUGGUUUCCCGGGAUGAAAUUAGGCCUCGUCAGCGGGGAGAACAGGAAGGUGACAUCAUGGCUGACUGAGUCCAUCCCGGCGGCGGGGGCGUUCACGCUGGAGUGGGACCCGACGGCCGGGAAGGAAGAAUUGGUGAUGAAGCACAGAGGCGUGACGUUCUGGACCAGCGGCAAGCAAUUGACCCCCAACCGGUUCACGAAUCUAGACCUCAGGCUGCAGAGGGUGAAUUACAACGUGUCCCGAGUCGUCGCCGGUCCCAACUCCGAUUACCUGACGUUCAGGGCUUCCACCAACGAAUACAGCUCCACCAACCAACUGAGCUUCACGGUAGUAAGAUUGAGGUACGACGGCGUGGUUGAGGAUGUAAGUACGAGGAUUGUGAUUCUGCAGAGUGAGGAUUGCCACGGGAAUGGGACGGAGAAUGGGUGCCGGAGAUGGGACGGCCCGGACUGUCGCCGGAGCGGCGAUGGUUUCCAGAUUCUGUGGGGCACGUUUAGUUUGGGUCAAUGGGUGGAUGGGAAUAGUAACAUGAGCAUCAGCGAUUGCAAGGAACAAUGCUGGAGAAACUGUGAGUGUGGCGGGAUUAGCUUGGAUGGGGUUAACCGUAACGGCACCGGAUGUCGGUAUUUCAGGUCCGGCGGGUUCGUACAGUUGCCGAAUCAGGAAGGAGAAGACCGGUAUCAUGUUAUGAUCGCCGGAGAAAGUCAAGCCGAUACUUCAAAUGCAUCACGGAUUAAGUGGAUAGCUGUUUCUGUGACUGCGGCCGUGGCUGUGCUGAUCUUCGCACUCUGCAUUUUGUGGUUCCAGAGAAGGUGCAAGCUUAGAGAGAGGCUUUUAGCAGAGUUGAUGGCCACUAAUGCACCAAGUGAUGGAGAUGAGAUGGGUGAUGAUGGUGAUCAGAGCCACAAUUUGAAAAUCUAUAGUGCAGCGUCGAUCAUGAUCGCUACAGAUAGCUUUUCCCCGCAAAACAAGCUUGGAGAGGGAGGUUUUGGACCUGUAUACAAGGGGAAAUUGUCGGAAGGACGAGAAGUAGCUGUGAAGAGAUUGUCGAAACGAUCUGAUCAAGGUCUAGUUGAAUUUAGAAAUGAGCUCGUACUCAUAGCUAAGUUACAACACAGGAACCUUGUCAAGCUUCUAGGUUGUUGCAUCCAUGGAGAAGAAAAGAUGUUGGUGUAUGAAUAUAUGCCUAACAAGAGUUUGGAUUCGUUUAUCUUCGACGAAACAAAGAGAGUACAAUUAGAUUGGAACAAGCGUUUCAACAUCAUUGAAGGAAUUGCUCAAGGCUUGUUGUACCUUCAUAAGUAUUCGAGAGUGACAAUCAUACACAGAGAUUUGAAAGUUAGUAAUAUAUUACUCGAUGAAAAUCUUAACCCAAAGAUCUCGGAUUUCGGGAUGGCGCGUAUUUUCAAAACAAAUACUUCGGAAGCCAACACAGCCAAGCCCGUCGGAACAUAUGGGUAUAUGUCUCCGGAAUAUGCCAUCAAAGGCACUUUCUCCACCAAAUCUGAUGUCUUUAGUUUUGGAGUCAUGCUGCUAGAAAUUGUGAGUGGCAAAAAGAAUUACAACCUCAUUCCAUUGGAUCCCCCGAUCGACCUCGUGGAAUAUGCAUGGAAGUUGUGGAAAGAAGGUUCUCCAUUAGAGUUGAUGGAUCCAACCAUGGAGGGUUCCAAUAAUUAUAAAGACCAGAUACUUAGAUGUAUCAAUGUAGGACUGCUCUGUAUAGAAUACAACACAUACGAUAGGCCAGAAAUGUCAGAGGUGAUAUCGAUGUUGACUAGUAAUGUCGUACAAUUGCCCAUGCCAGAACAACCAGGGUUUAUCAUGACCAGACCAAGAAACCACGAGGGAAGCUCAAGCACUAGUGCCUCGAAAUUUUGUUCGAGUAAUGAAGUCACCAUAACAAUGAUGGUUGCUCGAUAGUUUGAAAUACUGCAUGAUGGAUUUAUUCAAACUCAUAGAUUGACCUUUUUUGUAAGUGUGUAAAAAUGAUAAAUUAAAUAUUUCUAUUUCUGGCGACAACUUAAAUUAUUUACAAUCAA